Messenger RNA from Triticum turgidum subsp. durum (durum wheat), 528 nucleotides. Lineage: Eukaryota; Viridiplantae; Streptophyta; Magnoliopsida; Poales; Poaceae. The record is from the annotation of a GenBank genome assembly.
AUGGACGACGGGGCGGCGGAGGCCGAAGCGCUGCGGCUCCGUCUGGCCGCCGUCGCCAGGAAGUGGCUGGAGGACCCGCGCGCGGACUACGCCGGCAAAAUCACCGACGCGGCCAGCCAAAAGGGGCACGCGCUCAACUCGCUGGUGCUGGCCGGCGCACGCAUCUCCCUCUCCGAGCACGGCCGCGUCGUGUGCUCGUUCCACGUGCCGCCGCCGCUCACCGACUCUGACGGGACGUGGCACGCGGGGGCGCUGGCGGCGGCGGCGGACAACAUGUGCUCGGCGGUGGUCUUCACGGUGGUGGGCGCGCCCACGUCCACCGUCCACUACGGCCUGUCCUACUUCUCGCCCGUCGCGUGCAACGAGGAGGUUCAGUUGGACGGGCGGGUGGUGGGCCGGAAAGGGAAGCUCACGGCCGCCGUGGUGCGGGUGCGGAAGAUGGGAUCCGGCGAGCUGGUGGCGAUAGGGAGGCAGUGGAUGACCCCUGCCUGGCCAACGAAGAGCAACAAAAGUAGGAGCAAGCUCUGA